This is a messenger RNA of Salvia splendens (bonfire salvia), 2045 nucleotides long. Its product is annotated as coatomer subunit delta-2-like. NCBI's taxonomy places the organism in Eukaryota, Viridiplantae, Streptophyta, Magnoliopsida, Lamiales, Lamiaceae. The coding region runs from base 267 to 1850 and encodes 527 amino acids. Gene Ontology annotation, cellular component: COPI vesicle coat. The record is from RefSeq and is a predicted model, not a curated record. Gene Ontology annotation, biological process: retrograde vesicle-mediated transport, Golgi to endoplasmic reticulum; endoplasmic reticulum to Golgi vesicle-mediated transport; Golgi localization. The transcript has 12 exons.
UCGAAACUAGCGCUAGUUUCUGUUUAUUUAUUUUGCUGCAUUCUGAUCCCGUGGUAUCUGUAGGGAAGCCACAUUUCAUUCUCUAUAAUUUAUAAAUCUUAGGUUUCAUGUAUCCGUACGUUUUACGAAUUUGAAACCUAGAUCGUUCCAUUGGGCCGGAUCUGGAUCUCCUUAUUCAUCCUGUGAUUGUGUAGCUAGGGUGUUCUUUCUGUUGCUACUUUAACGUUUAUUUAGAUUUGUGUCCGGUGGGGAACUGAGAAAACAAGAUGGUUGUACUUGCGGCUUCCAUCAUAAGUAAAUCUGGCAAAGCACUUGUCUCGAGGCAGUUUGUUGACAUGUCUCGUAUACGAAUUGAGGGCUACCUUGCUGCUUUCCCCAAAUUGGUGGGAACAGGGAAACAACAUACUUAUGUUGAGACUGAGAAUGUCCGUUAUGUUUAUCAGCCAAUAGAGACCCUAUAUUUGCUUCUUGUUACAAACAAGCAGAGCAACAUCCUCGAGGAUUUGGAGACACUGAGGCUGCUUUCUAAACUUGUGCCUGAAUACUCCUAUUCCCUAGAUGAGGAAGGCAUUGGCAAGACAGCUUUUGAGAUUCUUUUCGCGUUUGAUGAAGUCAUCUCGCUGGGACACAAGGAAAAUGUCACAGUUGCACAAGUCAAACAGUAUUGUGAAAUGGAAAGUCAUGAAGAGAAACUGCACAAGUUGGUCCUACAAAGUAAAAUCAAUGAAACCAAGGAUGUCAUGAAACGGAAGGCCAGUGAGAUUGACAAAAGCAAGAUUGAGAAGAAUAGAGGUGACAAGGGAGGUCUGGGAGGAUUUACGUCAUUUCAAUCAGUGACUUCUGGAACGGGCUUUGGCAGUGACACCGGCAUAUCUAGCAGCAGUGGUGGUUUUGGAGGUGUUUCAAGCUUUGGAUUAAACACCGAAGGGGAGUCCUUCUCUAAGUCCAAAGUUCAUCCAUCAUCCUCUGCUUCAGCUCCGCCAAAAGGUUCUAGUAUGAAGCUUGUGACAAAACAAAGAACCAACCAAUUUUUGGAAUCUCUUAAAGCUGAAGGUGAAGUGAUUGUUGAAGAUGUGAGACCAAGUGUUGGUCAGUCCAGAGCACCUGCUUCUCUGCCAAGUGACCCUGUUACAUUAAGUAUCGAAGAAAAGCUUAAUGUAACAUUGAAACGGGAUGGUGGCAUUGGAAACUUUGAUCUGCAGGGUAUGCUAUCACUCCAGAUACUUAACCAAGAUGAUGGAUUCAUCCAAGUUCAGAUUGAGACUGGUGAUAAUCCUGGAGUUAUAUUUAAGACCCACCCCAACAUUAACAGGGAUUUAUACAAUGGUGAAAACAUUUUGGGUCUUAGGGACCUAAACCGCCCAUUCCCUUCUGGCCAGGGCAGUGAAGGUGUUAGUUUGUUGAAAUGGAGAAUGCAAAGUGCAGAUGAGUCACUUGUGCCAUUGUCAAUUAGCUGCUGGCCUUCUGUUUCUGGGAAUGACACGUAUGUGAACAUGGAGUAUGAAGCUCCAACUUUUGAUCUACAAAAUGUUGUGAUCGCCAUUCCUCUUCCAGCUCUUAGAGAGGCACCAAGAGUACAACAAAUUGAUGGGGAUUGGAGGUAUGACGCCAGGAAGUCAAUUUUGGAAUGGUCCAUUGUACUCAUUGAUAACUCCAAUCGCAGUGGAUCAAUGGAAUUCGUAAUUCCUGCAAUCGAUACAUCAGAUCUUUUCCCAAUUUCUGUGCGCUUUACUUCUACAAGAACUUUCAGUGACCUAAAGGUGAUUAACGUUUUGCCUCUGAAAGGAGGAAAUCCUCCCAAGUUUGCUCAGAGAAUGCUACUCUCUGCUGAAAAUUAUCAAGUGGUAUGAUCAUUGCAAAUGUGUCGCCGUUCUAUUGCAGUGUUGGUUUGUACCAAACUCUACUCGGUUCUAUUAACUUUUUUUGCAGAAUCUAUACAAGUAAAGAGGUUGAGUUGUUGAUACAUUUGACACGGUUUUUGUAAGGAGUUUGUUCGUUUUCUCGACUGUACAAAUUUACUUAAUAAAUAACGCUGGUUUUACUGA